AUGAUAUUGGCUACACUUGAUUCAAAAUCAAUUGGAAUACCACUACCAUCAGAUACAUUAAAAAGAAAAGAUCAAUUAUUCCAAAAUUGGUAUGAUUGUUCAAGAUUAGUUAUGCCUCUUGUUCAACUAUUCAAAGCUCCUAAUAUCGUUGAAACAGAUGAAUAUAGAAUAGCAAUAGAUAUACUCUAUCUCAUUUAUCCAAAUGUCCCCAAGAAACUUGUUUCAAGAUCCAUUCACCAAUUAUUCAAAUAUACAAUCAACUUGGACCAAGACGAGGAUCAGGUUUUCAAUCUCACAGAUUUGAAGAAAGUGAUUCGAUUUUCAAGAGAUGUCAUCCCAGUCUAUCUUUCACACUUUCUAAAGUAUAUUUAUGUUAAAUUGGACAUUGACAAAGAUCAAGAUAUUGAUGAUGAAUAUGAAGAAGAUGAAGAAGAAGAAGAGGAAGUAGUAGAAGAUGAAGGUCAAUUGGAAAUUACAAACAAUCUUUUAUUGCUAAACGAGAUUGUCAAAGUAGUCUCGUUGUCGAAUAUUUAUCCCUAUGCCUUUUGUUGGCCAAAUCUCUUACCAAAUACCAAGACCGCCGGACAUCAUCAUUAA
Messenger RNA from Cavenderia fasciculata, 597 nucleotides. RefSeq lists its product as uncharacterized. Lineage: Eukaryota; Evosea; Eumycetozoa; Acytosteliales; Cavenderiaceae. Bases 1 to 597 code for a protein of 198 amino acids. The transcript has 3 exons. The record is from RefSeq and is a predicted model, not a curated record.